This is a messenger RNA of Topomyia yanbarensis, 3232 nucleotides long. Its product is annotated as RING finger and CHY zinc finger domain-containing protein 1-like. Gene Ontology annotation, cellular component: nucleus. Gene Ontology annotation, molecular function: zinc ion binding; ubiquitin protein ligase activity. The record is from RefSeq and is a predicted model, not a curated record. The transcript has 8 exons. Bases 1051 to 2115 code for a protein of 354 amino acids. Gene Ontology annotation, biological process: ubiquitin-dependent protein catabolic process; protein ubiquitination. Lineage: Eukaryota; Metazoa; Arthropoda; Insecta; Diptera; Culicidae.
CUGAGCAUAGAGUGGAGCAUUACUCGGUGUGGAUUCAUUACAUUCAUUACUCGUUUUCCUGAUGAUUGUUUCGUGUGUUGUGAACCGUGUUGUAUAUCGCAUCGUCGAGAUUCUUGUAUUAUUUGUCUGUGUUUGUGUCAUUAGUGAAAAAACCAUCCAAACGAGUCUCGCUAAUCAGUGCUUUAUGUGAAACUACAAAUAGUGUCGUUGAAUUUUGUCACUACAGAGGAAAUCUGAUUGCACUGCUUGUCGCAAGCUCAAAAGCUUCUGUUUUGGAAUAGUUUAUUCAACGUAGUAUUACGAACGGAGGAGCAGCAUAGCGACUAUCCCGAAAUCACAUUUCUCUCCACAUAGCUCCACAUCAGUCAUCACAGCAGAGACCCAGCAGCUGAAAAUCCGAAAGCGAAGCAUGGCAAGAUAGCAAAGUGCGAAGUAACGCAAAAGAAGCUCAAAAAAGCAAGGAAGGAGAUAUCUACAGCAAAACAGAGGCAAUAGCAAGAAAUUUCACUUUCUAUUUUUUAACUUUUAUUUUUUAUGCCACACUUGCGUGAACUAUUUGAAGCUUCGGAGUGUCUGUGCCGGGUUUGGUAAUGGAACUGAUGAGAGAUCGGGUCCCUUUAUGUUUUUUGGUGCAUGAUUAAGUGCUGUGUUUAAGAAUUUGGAAACGACGAAGUAAUAACUAAGGACAGAUGUGGAUAUCGGAAAAUAUAUCUAAUUCAAAUAAAAGUGAAGCAGGCGAUCGAUGAGAUCUUGGAGCAUUGUGCAAAUUCAGUGAAAUUCUCUAGUGACACCAUGCGACGAUGACGACGCAAACGAGUUACCAGAAUGUAUGUUGAAUUCUACUUAUUAAGAAUCUGAGGUGUGCGAAGAAACCUGUUUUGGGGGUCGACUGAAGAAGAGAUUUUUUGUCGUUUGUUUCUCAACCGAGUGCGCUAUAGCUUGUGUCAUGUCCCAGCAGUAACGAAUCGUUGCGCAAAAUAGUGACGACGUGGUGUAGUGUGUUAUCCGUGGAUUGUAAUUGCACCACCGAACCAGCAAGACUUGAUCUAAAUGGCGGAUAAAGAGGAAAAACGCGUAGGCUGUGCACACUACAAGCGACGAGCAAAAUUUGUGACACCUUGCUGCAAUAAAUUUUACAUGUGUCGUUACUGUCACGAUGAGAAUGAAAACCAUUUCUUCAACCGUAAAACAGUGACGGAACUGAUUUGCACCGAGUGCAACACGCGACAACGAGUCCAGGCGGAGUGUGAGAAGUGUGGCGUGAGAUUUGGACGGUAUACCUGUCUUGUGUGCAAUCUAUUUGACGAUGAAGAUCGUAAUCAAUACCACUGUGAUGGAUGCGGUAUCUGUCGAGUUGGCGGACGGGGUCGUUUCUUCCACUGCGAAGUAUGCAACAUGUGUUUGCCGGUACAGCUGAAAGUUGAAGGCCACAGGUGCGUCGAGAAUGUUUCGCGAUCCAACUGUCCUGUCUGCCUGGACGAUAUUCAUACAUCGCGCAUUCCCUGCCAUAUUCCUGACUGUGGGCAUCUGCUGCAUCGGACAUGCUUCGAGGAGUUGCUUUCUUCGGGUCACUAUGCUUGUCCAACAUGUCAGACUUCCAUGAUGGACAUGAACCAGUUGUGGGAGUACCUUGAUUCGGAAGUAGCAGCUACGCCAAUGCCAAAGGAGUACGAAAACUAUUGCGUUGAUAUUCUUUGCAAAGAUUGUCAUCAGGAAUCAACCGUAAAGUUUCACGUAGUUGGACUGAAGUGCACCAAAUGCGGCGCCUACAAUACUUGCCGAACAAAGACUAAAACCAUCGAAACGCCCACCAAAUGCACAAACAGCAACAAGAGCACGUCCCGGUCGGUGAACGGAGAAAGCAGCAGCAGUUCAGCGACAAGUUCUUCUUCCUCCACUACUACCACGACGACUUCAGCUGCUGCAGAUGUGGCGAUUAGCUCGAGCAGCAGCGAUACACCAGUUGCAUCCACUUCCACUGCACUCGGGACGUCGCCCAGUCCGGCUGUGUCCAGUGCAGCAGCGGCGAUGUCGGGAAACUCAAGCGCUCCUGCCGCCACAUGUACGGAGCAUUCCUCGUAUAACAACAGUAGUAAUAGCAAUCAUGAAGCUUAGGACCGAUAUUAGCUAGAUUUUCGCAACUUUUUGUCGUAGCUAUUUUCGUGUUGGUUCAGUAUCUACUUCACUAGUUGGAAUCUCGUAACCAAGACCUCACGUACCAUGCAUUGGUGUGUUCAUUCCACUUCCAGUUACUUUUUUAUUUGUUAUUACCUUGGAUAAAAACUAUUACCCAGGAAAACUUGGACAAGCAACACAAGACAUACAUUUGACCCUGGUCUCAAUUACUAUGUUAGUGAGGCUCAAGCUAUCAUAUUUCAGAAUUUAGCACAGUUCCAUAAUUGUCUAUUGUCGGGGGUAAUUUAGCGUAUACUUCUCAUUUUGUAAAUAUUUAUUUAGUACAUUUUAUUAAUGAUUACAAUCAUUGUAUGUUUUAUAGGAUCGUUUUUAUGUUGAGAGCAAUCGUAUUUUGUAAAAAUAUUGUAAUACAGGUUUAUUUAAUUAAAAAACCAAUACUUAACAUUCUUUCCCGUGCAUCCAAAAUUUGCAACCGUCGGAAUUCCGUUCCUUUUUUAUACAUCGGCAAAAUCUGAUCAUACUCAAAACGGUUUCUCAGACUCACGAAAUCUUUCCAAUGUUUCGUUGCACUAUAUAUCGUGGAAAAGAAAUUUUAAUCAUCUCAUCAUGUGUUCAUUAUUGUAUUUUUCCAUUUUUGGUAGCUUAGUUAACGUUUAUGUGAUAACGUAUUGUUUGUAUCGUUAGAUAAUAAUAGAUAAAACCCUCCGGAAUCUAAGCAGCAAUGCACAUCAAACAUCAAAGAAAACAUUAAUUCGGAGAUGCGUUAUGUUUGCGUGGGAAAUUUAAUUUAGGACGAGUUUGCAAAAUAAUGCUCUAUGUAACUCUAGGAUAUGACCAGUCUAAUGUAGGUAGGUAAAAUGCUACAUUAUUGGUAACAGCUUAGUUUUGGGGAGAUUAGGUGAAUCGACGCAACCGUACUUUUUCUAAUUCGUCAGAGCUAAGCGAUUGUGUAGAUUCUUGCUGGAAUCAUCAGUCUAGACUUUAGAACGUAAUUUCGCAAACAAUAGUGAAUUUCUGUUCAAUUCAAUUCAUACAAUUAGGAAAAAACGUUCAGCAAUUUGAUAUGCUCGAAUAAAGGUGUUAAACCAACUAACAA